Molecule: messenger RNA, 1230 nt
Organism: Trichobilharzia szidati
Lineage: Eukaryota; Metazoa; Platyhelminthes; Trematoda; Strigeidida; Schistosomatidae
Source: the annotation of a GenBank genome assembly
AUGAAUGACUCAUACUAUAACUACCACCAGCAGGAUAAUUAUUAUUCUACGCAUAAAGUUUGCAUCUGUCCAAAGCAUAUUCAGGAUAUAUUAAAUGAAUAUUUUUUGAUAUAUGAAGGGAAAAUUAAAAACUUAAUCAAUCAAAUCUCAAAUCAUCAUCAUGAUCAUCAGGAAGAAAUUUAUCCAAUCGAUAUUGAUUUGCAUGAAAGGCUGUACAUUUUAUGGAUUGGAUAUUUCUAUGAAUUAUACGUCAAACCGGAUUCUCUAUUUCAAAUAUUCUGGUUAUUCCUUCCCAUGGAUGACGACGAUACAGAGACAUUAAAAUGUAACAGAAAUGUGAUUUGGUCAAAGAAAAUUCCAGCGAAAUUUAGAUUUCAGUGUCCACGUUGUAAUCAUAUUUGGACAUCGAAAAAUGGUUGCGUGAAUGUAUUUAUCUGUCAUCUUUCCCCUUUGUAUACAACCACAACAACAGUAAUAACGACAACGAUUAGCACGAAUCCGUUCUCCUGUCCACCAAAUAUUUAUGAAUUCCGUUAUACAUUUGACCGACAAAAAUGUACUUCCUGUUCAACAUCCAACGAAACAAUCUCAGGAUCAACAUAUCCACAUGAAGUGAUCAAGGUCUUACAAUAUAUUCGUCGUCAUAUUUCUGUGAAACCAGUCAAUAAUAAUCUGCCAUGCUAUGGAUUCAAAAUUGAAUUUACUGAUACAUGUUCAUCAUCAACGGUACUAAAUUUGACAAAUUCUAAAGACCGCAACAAUUUAAACCUAGUUGAGUCUGAACUACCAUCAGUAAAUAAUAAGAAUGGCCUCAAAGGUAUAGUCACAAGUAAAACAGACAUAUUGUCAAAUGGGAAUCAACAACUCCCUGUCGAAUCUCUUCCAUCAAUCACAGAUAAGACUGUCCACAAGAAUUGCACUGAUAAAUUAACCCCAGAAGAUGAAAAAUUUCAAAAAUUAUCAAUUACUGUUCAGCAGAAUCAACAUUCAAAAAGUGACAAUUACAGCAACCUUAGUAAUGCUCACCUUUCUACAGAUUUGAACAAGACCGAUGACGAUAAUAAUAAUAAUAAUAAUAGAAAUAAUAAAAAGGAUGAACUGAUGGCAGAGUUAAAGAACGCGACGAAAGUAGUAGAGGUCGAAAUGUUGGUAAAAGACAAAUCUGUUCAGAAGCAAUCUCAAAAUUGCAUAAGCAAAAAGACACCAGUUCGCAUCUCCCGAUAUAUUUAA